UCUUUGAACAGGAAGUUUCUGCGAGUCUCUGUCAGAUGGUUAAUUGAGUUUGAAAUUCGUGUUAGUAUUCGUUCCAUUUCAUUUUUUACUGUUCACAUUAAAUUGAUUUCCAUUAAUUGAAAAACUACUUUGUGUAUAAUUUAGGUUUUACUUUAUAAUAUCUAUUGGUAAAUCGCGUGUACGUAGGAGCUAUAUUUCAAGUUGACGCAACACUAAUAUACUUUCCGUAGUGUGCAAACUUUGCAUCGUAAGAGUAGGUGGGUUAGGUACGGCCGCCAUCAGUUGGAUGUUUUCAUCGACUCGCUGAUGGUCAACCAUAAUGGCUGGGCAACAAAUUUGUUUAAAAUGGAAUAGCUUCCAAGCAAAUAUAGUAACUAGUUUUGAGAAUUUGUGGGAGGAAGAAGGUUUGGUGGAUGUGACUUUGGCAAGUGAUGGUCAGUGUCUCAGAGCUCACAAAGUAAUACUGUCAGCAUGCAGUCCAUUUUUUAGGAAAGUUUUCCAGACAAAUCCUUGUCAGCAUCCUGUUAUCAUCCUUCAAGAUGUUCACUUCACUGAGCUUGAAUCGCUCUUGUGUUUUGUGUAUAAAGGUGAAGUCAAUAUAGAGCAGGAAAACCUUCCAGCUUUGCUGCGGGCUGCUGAAACUCUGCAGAUCCGAGGUCUUUCUGGAGCUUCAGAACAAGUGAAAGAGAAGAUGGGAGCUUCAAAGAAAGUCUUGCCACCAAAUUCUCCAGAAGAUUCUCCUGAAGAGUCUCCUCCUGUAAAACGUCCUCGUAGCAUCCAACCAUCACAAUCACCACCCCUCCCGACCACACCUUUGGCUCUCACUCCAACUUCCAGACCUUCUCGCUCACGCCACCCAUCCACCUCGUCCGUGGAGCCAUGGGAGCAGCCACAACAACCAGGAGACCCAGAAAUUCCUCCAAAAGUAGAGCCCUCUGACAGUGUUUCCCGUUCUCCAUCCCCAUUGCAUGACGCGCUGGAAGACAGUACUGACGGCUCUGUGGGUCCUCCUUGUGAUUUGAUGCAAGCUCAGCUGAAGUUGCCAGCUUCUGACACAGGACAAAUUAAAGGAGAAGGGGAUGCUGCGCUGGGACUUAAUCUGCCCUACCAGAACCUGCCGUACGCUUGCCUCUUGCCUCGUGCUCAAGUCUUGGCUACUUGGGCAAAGGCCCGUACAUUGGAGCAGUUGGCCUGCGACCUAAUGAAGAUCCUUUUUACGACUGAUGAACGCAUUCUUUGUAAUGUCAAUGGGAAAAUGGGGAAACGACAGUUUAAUGUACACAAGAUACAACUCAUAAGAGAAGUGCUUCAUUUCUUCAGUAACCUGCCAGCAGCCGAGUUUGAAGAACAGUGGAAGAGCUGUGUGACAAAAAUUGACACUGCCAAUAGAGGGUUGAAGAGGAACCUAAUUAGGACUGAUGUAAAUAUAAUUGGUUUGUUGAAAGAUAUUGUGUUGAAGGCAACUGAAGAACAGUGUAAUGUGGUUCUAGAGGAUGCACUUGUAUUUUUGUUAAUUUUAUGUAUGCAUUUUGAAAAAGGACAAUUAUUAUGUAUGUUGAAUUUUGGCAUUUUGAAUCCUGAUGCUGCAGCAUUUCAUGCAGAACCAAAUGAUGCUCCCCAAGCUAACAAGAACUUCCCAUUUCCUCCUUUCCCCUGCCCAUUUUGUGAUCGGGCCUACACCAGCUGGGGAUUUCGUCGAAGACACAUCAAAGCCAUGCACACACAGUCACCACGUCUGUCCUGUAAGUGGUGCCUUCGAGUUUUACCUUCACAUAGUGAUUGGGAGCAACAUGUCAUGGCAGAACACAACUUAUCACCUGGAGAUGCUCAUAAUGGUCUUCUUAUUUUAGAAGAAGCUCAUAUGGUCCUGCAGAUACCCAAUCCAACCCGUCUAGACACAUUUGUCAGUAUGAUUCGAAAAAGUGGGAGCAAUAGUGAAGGAGAAAAGUCAAGUGCUUCAAUUUCUGCACAGAGUCACCGAGAUCAAUCUAGCCAUUGAAAUAAUUUUGAAUUAAAACUUUUUGCAGAGAAUUAAGCAAGUGCCUUUUUGUACUGACCAUAUUCAUGUGCCAGUGUGAAAUUGUAAUUGUGGCAUCUAUUUAUCAUUCUUUGCUAUCAUCUGUAUAAUGCUCUUUCAGGAAAUGAAUUUAUUGUGUACUGCUCCUAAAUGAGUUGUGUGAGAAGAAAAGAGUAUGUAUCUUGGUCAAAUGAAAUUUAUUAGUUGUGUCAUAAUGAUGUACAUUGCAGUAGCCAAGAGUGUUCGUAAAUGAUUUGCAAGUGUGUAAAUAAUGCAGGUAAUCAUAAUUUUUCAGAUCAACAAAUAUCUGUCGUGUUGAGAUUUAUUUUUUAUUAGUUGAUGAUGAAGGACAAUAAAGUAGCAGAUACAUUACAAUUUCGAAUUCAAACUGUGAAUCUUCCAGGAAAUAUGGUAAUUUUAUAAUCUUUACAUUCUUCUGAAAUGAAGUACAGGCAGCUGUUGGAAUAUGCAGUGAAUUAAGUUGUUAAACAACCAGUGUGAAACAAUUACAAUAAUGAAAAUAUAACAGUUUAAAUUGUGAGCACAUUUAAAUUAGAUCCAAUGGCAUCCUGCUUUAGUCUCAUUACAUAAAUGGAAAGCAAUUCCAUUCAUUUCUAUCCAAUUUUUAUAUUUUAUUUUGUCCUUCCAAUGUACAUCCCUUAUUGCAAGAAAAUUAUAGAAUUAGUAAUGUAAGAAAAAUGCCUCAGAAGUAUUGAAUGCCAUUUUCUGUAAUAACAGUGUGUGUGUCAUACUUGUGGUUAUAAUAAUAUCAAUUACAUUCUGUGAAGAAGAAUUAUAGUAUUAUUAAAUAUAUUAUUGAUGUUUUAGCAUGUAUAAAAUAGGUGCUGCGAUCAUAGUAGCAAUGUAAUGUUUAUAAUUAAUUCAAAUUAUUUAUAGUAAUGCCACUCAAAAUGUAUUGUGACAAGUUAAUAAUUGUAACAAUACAUAUUUCUAUGUAGGAUGUUAGUCAAUUAAUUACAGAAAAAUAAUUUUUAAUUCAGUUCUUGCCAUUGUGUGCCAUUGUUUUCUUCUCAAUUGUAAUACUAGAAUAAGAAUAGUGAAUUAGUUUUAUUUGUUUUAAGUUUUUUUCAUGCCUCUUAAGAAUAAAAGUCUUUGCUAUAAUAGAAAAUUCACUUUUGUUUAUAUGUACCAAAUUGUAUAAUUACAUACAUAUGAGUUGACCUAAGUUACUCUCUAAAUAACCUCUCAGCCUACCUCUGUUGAUGGUAAUAAAAUGAAAGCAUUACUUCUGUGUAAUAAAACUUAAGGGUGAAGAUAAAUUAUGUUGUGUUAAUUCACAAUUUUUUGGAAGAACUCUUGAAUUUAAUAUUAAUUUAUUUAAAUGUGAAAAAAUUAGAAAAACAAUAACUUAUCU
Messenger RNA from Gryllus bimaculatus (two-spotted cricket), 3392 nucleotides. NCBI's taxonomy places the organism in Eukaryota, Metazoa, Arthropoda, Insecta, Orthoptera, Gryllidae. The record is from the annotation of a GenBank genome assembly.